Molecule: messenger RNA, 959 nt
Organism: Phragmites australis (common reed)
Lineage: Eukaryota; Viridiplantae; Streptophyta; Magnoliopsida; Poales; Poaceae
Product: protein GL2-INTERACTING REPRESSOR 1-like
Exons: 2
Coding region: 160-549 (129 amino acids)
Source: RefSeq, a predicted model, not a curated record
UAAGUACUUGCUGCCAUCUCUUCUUCUUCUUCCCCCCACCAGCCCAGAGGAAAUUAAACAUCCUCAGAUCGAGCACUCCUGCGACUGCAGAUCAUCAGAAGCAUCACAACACAGCAAUCAGGGUGCGUGUGUGCCUGAGGGGCAGCGACAGAGAGCAGGAUGAGCUGGGGCAGCAGUGGCGGGUGGGGCCUGGACCUGAACCUGUCACCGCCGCCGGCGCGGGGAGGAGAGAGGGUGGUGGAGUCGUCGGAUGACGAAUCGUCGUCGCCGAGCUCGUGCCUGUCGUCUGAGGGCGAGCGGGAGCAGGGGUACGGGCUGCAGUGGUCGGACAGCCCGGAGGCGAUGUCCAUGGUGCUGGCGGCCUGCCCGCGCUGCCUCAUGUACGUCAUGCUCUCCGAGGCCGACCCGCGCUGCCCUCGGUGCCGCAGCCCCGUCCUCCUCGACUUCCUGGACCACGGCAGCGCCAACAACCACGUCAACGGUGGCGGCGAGGACAGCCUCAACCGCAACAGCGCCCGCGGCAGCAGCAGGAGGAACAAUAGGGCAUGAUCAACGGAGGCCGGCAGCAUCAAGAACAAGGAAGUCCUUGCUCCAGAAGUUCGCCUCGAUUAAUAAUUAGUAUUCAGUACUUUUCCAAUAUGUCAUUACAAGAACUGUUCCAAUAUGAUCUGCCAUUACGCCGAGGUAACCGUGGUAUAUCACGGAUACACUGGAGAGCUAGCAUCACAUCCCAUGUCUCUGGUUCGUCUCUGUUCAAUCCCUGCAGGAAAUAGCUGCCCUGCUCAGAUGAUGAGGGGCCAUUCCUCUCCUAGCUUUUCACUUCUCCUUGCGGCCAUAUGUUCUUUUUUCUUCGCGAUCAGUGUGAUGAACAAAUAAUCAUUUGACCUCCAAAUGGAUUGAAAAGAGGCCGCUCAACAGCAGCAGAUGAGUUGGUAUUGGAUACAUACAUACAUACACAG